Messenger RNA from Lepus europaeus (European hare), 4362 nucleotides. It is a transcript of the gene A2ML1, whose product is annotated as alpha-2-macroglobulin like 1. Lineage: Eukaryota; Metazoa; Chordata; Mammalia; Lagomorpha; Leporidae. Gene Ontology annotation, molecular function: endopeptidase inhibitor activity. The transcript is spliced from 35 exons. The coding region runs from base 1 to 4362 and encodes 1453 amino acids. Gene Ontology annotation, cellular component: extracellular region. The record is from RefSeq and is a predicted model, not a curated record.
AUGUGGGUUCAACUCCUUCUAGGAAUGUUGACUCUAUCGUCAGUCUUUGCAGAAGAACUCCGCCCAAACUACCUGGUGACAUUACCAGCCCGACUUAACUUCCCCUCCACACAGAAGGUUUGUUUGGAUCUGAGCCCUGGGUACUGUGAUAUAAAAUUCACUGUUACUCUGGAGACCAAGGACAAGACCCAGAAGUUGCUAGAACAUUCUGGAGUAAAGAAGAGGCACUUACAUUGCAUCUCUUUUUUAGUACCGCCUCCAGCUGGUGGCACAGAAGAAGUGGCCACAAUCCGGGUGUCAGGAGUUGGACCUAACAUCAGCUUUGAGGAGAAGAAAAAGGUUCUGAUUCAGAGGCAGGGGAGUGGCACCUUUGUACAGACUGAUAAACCCAUCUACACACCAGGGCAAGAAGUGCAUUUUCGCAUCGUCACCCUGAACAGCAACUUUGUUCCAGUGAAUGACAAGUACUCCAUCGUGGAACUACAGGACCCCAACAGCAACAGGAUUGCACAGUGGCUGGACGUGGUGCCCGAGCAGGGCAUUGUAGACCUGUCCUUCCAACUGGCACCGGAGGCAAUGCUGGGCACCUACACCGUGGCCGUGGCUGAGGGCAAGACCUUCAGCACUUUCAGUGUGGAGGAAUACGUGGUACCCAAAUUUAAGGUGGAAGUGGUGGAACCCAAGAAAUUAUCCACGGUGCAGGAAUCUUUCUUAGUGAAAAUUUGUUGUAGGUACACCUAUGGGAAGCCCGUGCAGGGGGCAGUGCAGGUGUCAGUGUGUCAGAAGGCAUAUACCUACUGGUAUCUGCAGAGGGACCAGGAACGGCUACCCGACAAAUGCAGGAACCUCUCGGGACAGACUGACAAAGCAGGAUGCUACUCAGCAUCUGUGGAUAUGUCUGCCUUCAACCUCACUGGGUAUAUGUACAACCAAAACAUCCAUGUUGUGGCUACUGUGGCGGAGGAAGGGACAGGAGUGGAGGCCAACAUCACUCAAGAUAUCUACAUUUCUUCACAAAUGGGAUCAAUGACCUUUGAAGACACUAAUGAUUUUUAUUACCCCAAUUUCCCUUUCAGUGGGAAGAUCACAGUUAGGGGCCAGGACGACUCCCUCCUCAAGAAUCAUCCUGUCUUCCUGGUGAUUUAUGGCCUAAAUGAAACCAUCAGCCAGACCCUGAGGACUGACGACCAUGGUGUUGCUCCUUUCAAGCUGGAUACCGUUGCUUGGAAUGGGGCGGGUGUUUCUCUGGAGGGCAAGUUCCAGUUGGAAGAUUUAGUAUACAAUCCAGACCAAGUGCCCCGGUACUACCAAAAUGCCUAUCUGCACCUGCGACCCUUCUACAAGACCACACGCAGCUUCGUUGACAUACAGCCACUAAGUGGCCUCUUGAAAUGUGGCCAGCCCCAGGAAGUUCUGGUGGAUUAUUAUAUUGAUCCAGCCGAUGCAGGCCCUGACCAAGAAGUCAUCUUCUCCUACUAUUUAACAGGGAAAGGAAAUUUGGAGAUGGAGGGGCAGAAACACCUGCAUUCUAAGAAGAAAGGCCCGAAAGGCUCCUUCUCUCUCUCACUGACCUUCACUUCCAGGGUGGCGCCCGACCCCUCCCUGGUGAUCUACGCCGUUUUCCCCAGUGGAGGUGUGAUAGCUGACAAAAUGCAGUUCUCAGUAGAGAUGUGCUUUGACAAUCAGGUUUCCCUUAGCUUCUCACCAUCCCAGCAGCUUCCAGGGUCAGAGGUGGAACUGGAGCUGCAGGCAGCUCCCUCGUCCCUGUGUGCGAUCCGGGCUGUGGAUGAGAGUGUCUUACUCCUUAGACCUGAGACAGAGCUGAGCAACAGCUCGGUCUAUCGGAUGUUUCCAUUCUGGUACGGUCACUACCCCUACCAAGUGGCCGAGUACGACGAGUGUGUAGCCGCUGGCCCGUGGAACUUUCCCCAGCCUCUCGUGGCUCCGGUGCCUGAAGAGCGUUCGAGCAGGCGUUCUCUCAUCUGGAGGCCCUGGUACUUUGCACGAGAUCUGUUCAGCCUUUUCCAGGACGUGGGCUUGAAAAUACUGUCCAAUGCCAAGAUCAAGGGGCCAGCAGACUGCAAUCGCCAAACUCCUCAAUACAACACCAUAAUGAGUGCAGGUGAUGGCCUCCAUCCAGAGGCUUUCAAGUUAUCAUCUCCAUCACUUCAGGACUCUCAGGUCCGCCAGUACUUCCCAGAGACCUGGCUCUGGGAUCUGCUUCCUAUUGGUCACUCCGGGAAAGAGGCAGUACACGUCACAGUUCCUGAUGCCAUCACCCAGUGGAAGGCUAUGAUGUUCUGCACCUCCCAGUCUCAAGGCUUUGGUCUCUCACCCACCGUCGGACUCACUGCUUUCAAGCCGUUCUUUGUUGCCCUGACCCUGCCUUACUCCAUAGUCCGUGGGGAAUCCUUUCGGCUUACUGCGACCAUCUUCAAUUAUCUGAAAGACUGCAUCAGGGUUCAGACUAACCUGGCUAAAUCGGGUGAGUACCAGGUGGAGUCAUGGGCAGAUUUGCAGGCCUCCAGCUGUCUGUGUGCUGAUGAAGCAAAAACCUAUCAUUGGAAUAUCACAGCUGUCAAACUAGGUCACAUUAACUUUACUGUUACUACUAAGAUUCUGGACAGCAAUGAACUCUGUGGGGGCCAGAAGGGGAUUGUUCCCAAAAGGGGCCAGAGUGACACACUCAUCAAAUCAGUUCUUGUCAAGCCCGAGGGAGUUCCUGUGGAGAAGACACACAGCUCACUGCUGUGCCCGAAAGGAAGCACGGCUUCAGAAUCCUUCUCUCUGGAAGUCCCUGCGGAUGUUGUUCCUGAUUCAUCCAAGGCUUAUGUGACAGUUCUGGGGGACAUUAUGGGUACAGCCCUGCAGAACCUAGACGGUCUGGUGCAGAUGCCCAGUGGCUGUGGGGAGCAGAACAUGGUCCUGUUUGCUCCCAUCAUCUACGUCCUGCAGUACCUGGAGAAGGCAGGGCUGCUGACUGAGGACAUCAGGUCACGGGCCUUGAGAUUCCUGGAGAUAGGGUACCAGAAGGAGCUGAUGUACAAGCACAGCAAUGGUUCAUACAGUGCCUUUGGGGAGCAGGAUGGAAAUGGAAACACAUGGCUGACAGCCUUUGUCACCAAGUGCUUUGGCCAAGCUCAGCAAUUCAUCUUCAUUGAUGACAAGAACAUCCAGGAUGCUCUCAAGUGGAUGGCAGGAAACCAGCUCCCCAGUGGCUGCUAUGCCAACGUAGGAAAACUCCUUCACACAGCAAUGAAGGGUGGGGUGGACGAUGAGCUCUCCUUGACCGCGUAUAUCACAGCUGCACUGCUGGAGAUGGGGAAGACCACAGAUGAUCCAAUGGUGGCUCAGGGUCUGCAGUGUCUCAAGAAUUCCGUCACCUCCACCACCAACCUCUACACACAGGCCCUGUUAGCUUAUACCUUUUCCCUGGCUGGGGAAAUGGACAUCAGAAAUAUGCUUCUUAAAAAGUUAGAUCAACAAGCUGUCAUCUCAGGAGAAUCCAUUCACUGGAGCCAGAAAUCUACUCCAUCAUCGGAGGCCGGGCCUUGGUCGGAGCCUCAGGCUCUGGAUGUGGAACUGACAGCGUAUGUACUGCUGGCCCAGCUUGUCAAGGGCAGCCUGACUCAGAAGGAGAUUGCCAAGGCCACUAGCAUAGUGACUUGGUUGACCAAGCAACGCAAUGCCUAUGGGGGCUUCUCUUCCACUCAGGAUACAGUCGUUGCUCUCCAAGCUCUUGCCAAAUACGCCACUGUUGCCUACGUGACAUCCGAGGAAGUCAACUUGGUUGUGAAAUCCACUAGGAAUUUCCAGCACACUUUCAGUGUGCAGGCUGCCAACCGAUUAGUAUCUCAGCGGGAGACUCUGCCCAGUAUCCCUGGAGAGUACACCUUGGAGGCCUCAGGCCGGGGCUGCGUCUAUGCGCAGGUGGUGUUGAGAUAUAAUAUUCUCCCUCCUAAAAAUAUGGAAACCUUUAGUCUUAGUGUGAAAGUGGAAAAAGCCAAAUGUGAACAACCGGCCUCACCCAGGUCCUUGACUCUCACUAUCCAGAGCAGUUUUGUGGGGAGUCGCGGCACUUCCAACAUGGCUAUCAUGGAGGUGAAGAUGCUAUCCGGGUUCAGUCCUGUGGAGGGCACCAAUCAGUUACUUCUCCAGCAACCACUGGUGAAGAAGGUUGAGUCUGGAACUGAUACACUUAACAUUUACUUGGACGAGCUCAGCAAAAAGACUCAGAACUAUACCUUCACCAUCCGCCAAAAUGUGGUGGUCACCAACCUAAAGCCAGCAACCAUCAAGGUCUAUGACUACUACCUGCCAGAUGAACAGGCAACAAUUCAGUACUCUGAUCCCUGCGAAUGA